AUGCGUCAUGUUUUUAUUCCCGAAGACCUCGAAUCCGGUUCUUUGAUUGCCCGUUUAAUAUCCACUGACUACGAUUCCAGUAGCGCUUUUUCACGGAUUAACUACAGCCUUACGGACGGCGAUCCAAACUUAUUCCAAGUUGAUUCAGGCUCCGGCUCGGUCAGUCUGAGUGGUCAUUUGGAUGCUGACCUGGCUACAGCACAAUUUAAUCAAUUUUCUGGUAAAUAUUAUGUACUUGUUUUAUCUAUCACUCUUGAGACCUUAUUUCUGCCUAUGCUAGAUGUAGCAUACCUGUCAAGGCACGAGUAUAACUAA
Molecule: messenger RNA, 315 nt
Organism: Protopolystoma xenopodis
Lineage: Eukaryota; Metazoa; Platyhelminthes; Monogenea; Polystomatidea; Polystomatidae
Source: the annotation of a GenBank genome assembly